AUGUAUAAGAAAGAGAAGGAGGUCGUCAGAGCAGGUGUCAAGAACGAGGUGGUCAGAGCAUGUGUCAGUGGAACAUCGCAGCAGAUUCCUCUUUGGCUGAACAGAAAAGGCCCAGAUAGCGUGAAUGAAAGACACACAGAUCCUGCAAAUCGUCUCACGUUGCACCAAUUUCAGACACAACCAUGUCCGCUGUUCUCGACACUUCAGUCGGCAGAAAGGCCUGCAUGGAAGCCGAAAUGGUAUGGAAACCUGACCAGUGGUCGCCGGCCUUUGGCAGGAAUGGCACUCCGCUCAUGGCACUGCGACAAUAGCUCCGCUGCUCCUGCUCGCGAAUUCCAGAGAUGCGUGCAGCAGAUGCUCAUGCGCUUUCCGUGUAGAACGUCUCAGUACUCCUUCAUAAAGGUCAAAGAGAGAAAGGAUAAUCCGAGCAAAGCCCACAGCCGCGAUGUUGAUACAGAAUGCGCAAGUGCUCACUGCCAUCUCGCGCGAUACGAGCGAGUAAUCAGAUUUCCCAGAAGCACUGCGUGCGUUGUCGCCUUGGGUCUAUACAGCUUGUGCGCAGGCAGCCAUUACGGCGAUGGUGACUGUCCUGACUACAGGCAACGAAUCGAGAUUUGA
Molecule: messenger RNA, 618 nt
Organism: Pseudocercospora fijiensis CIRAD86
Lineage: Eukaryota; Fungi; Ascomycota; Dothideomycetes; Mycosphaerellales; Mycosphaerellaceae
Exons: 5
Coding region: 1-618 (205 amino acids)
Source: RefSeq, a predicted model, not a curated record